Penicilliopsis zonata CBS 506.65 is the source of this 1930-nucleotide messenger RNA. RefSeq lists its product as hypothetical. The transcript is spliced from 4 exons. Bases 359 to 1789 code for a protein of 476 amino acids. The record is from RefSeq and is a predicted model, not a curated record. Lineage: Eukaryota; Fungi; Ascomycota; Eurotiomycetes; Eurotiales; Aspergillaceae. Gene Ontology annotation, biological process: transmembrane transport. Gene Ontology annotation, molecular function: transmembrane transporter activity. Gene Ontology annotation, cellular component: fungal-type vacuole membrane.
AAAUCCACUUGAAGUUUUCUGACGGGGACUUAUGGAUCAUUUGGCCCACUGCUAUCAUUAUUAGAGUACGGAGUAUUCUUGGUUGGAAAGCUUAUGUCGAGCAUGUCGCAAAACCAAUGUGAGAGGCUCGUAUAGGGUGCUGCUGCUGCCUGUUAUCUUUCUCUCUUUUAGUUAUCUCUUUUAUCUCUCCCACCUUUUUUCCAACCUCCUCCUUCCGUGUCUCACUCCUGUGCAGGAAUUGGUUUGGUACCUUGGUAUUUUCGUUUUUUGUACCUUGGUCAAAUCUACAUUUCCCCCUUCUUCUAACUAUAUUCUUUCGUUUCGCGCGUGUCAAUUCAACGCGUCGCGAUUAUCGAUCAUGACUACUACAACUGACACCACCGACUCUGGCAGUGCGGUGAGUCACGGCUUGACGAAGGUUCUCGGGGAAUUGGGCCUUGUCACUGUCUGGCGAGCCUCGCGCGAUGUGAAGCUACUGGGCGCCCAGCGUUUUGUUCGAAUGUUCGCCUAUGGUUGCUCGACGCUGAUUCUCGUCUCUUAUCUCAAAGCCUUGGACAUCUCCGAACAGAACAUUGGGCUGUUCAUGACCCUCACCUUGUUUGGAGAUGUCUUCAUCAGCUUUUUUCUCACACUGUUCGCCGAUACGAUGGGUCGGAGGGCAGUUCUCAUUCUGGGCUCCUUCCUGAUGGCGGGCAGUGGGGUCAUCUUCGGUCUGUUCAAUAAUUAUUGGAUUCUUCUUGCCGCCGCAGUCUUUGGCGUCAUUAGCCCGAGCGGCAACGAUAUCGGUCCUUUUCGUGCGGUGGAAGAGUCGACACUCGCCCACCUUACCCUACAUGAACACCUUGGCGAUAUCUUCACCUGGUACUCUCUCAUCGGUACUGCAGGGACCGCUCUUGGGAUGAUGAGCGGUGGGUGGAUCAUAACCUUCCUGCAGUCUGUCAAAGGGUGGAAUUUCGAGACUGCCUGUCGCGCGAUUUUCUUCGGGUAUGGUGCCAUCGGGGUGGUCAAGUUGUUUCUUUCGCUUGGCCUGAGUCACAACGUGGAAGCUGAGGAGAAGCAAAAGAAGAAGACUGGUCCGCUGCAGGGUCAGCAGGAAGCGACUGAAACCCAGCCAUUGUUGGGUGAACAGUCGACUCAGACAGAACAGCCCAAGAAGCGGGGACUCUUUGCGUCAGCGGACAAGGCCCUCCUGUCUUUGAUUAUCAAACUCUUCCUUCUCUUCGGCUUGGACUCAUUUGCCUCUGGAUUGGCUGCACUUUCAUGGAUGACAUACUUCUUCAAGGUCAAGUUCGAUCUGCCGGAAGGAAAUCUGGGUUCUAUUUUCUUUACCACGAGUCUCAUCUCCGCCGCGUCCAUGCUGGUCUCAUCUUCCAUUGCUAAACGUAUCGGAUACGUCAGGGCCAUGGUUUUCACCCAUCUUCCAUCCACCAUUUGUCUUGCUCUUAUCCCCGUUCCGAACAGUCUUCCCCUGGCGCUGACUUUCUUGGUCCUGCGCGCAUGCUCCCAAAACAUGGAUGUCGCCCCUCGGGCUGCCUUCUUGGCCUCAGCCCUUCCAUCCGACAAGCGCACGGCGAUCAUGGGUUCCGUCAAUGUGGUCAAGACCACCGCUCAGAGCGCAGGGCCCUAUAUCACCGGCUUCAUGGCAGACCAUGGUUUAUUCGGGUGGUCGUUCACUGUUGCCGGUAUCCUGAAGGUAGUCUACGAUCUUGGGAUGCUGUUCACCUUUGCCGGCACAGAGCCUGCCAAAAAGAAGCCUGCCUCCACUGAAGAGGGAGAAGUAGAGAACUAAAACUAAGGGAUGACAUAUAUUUAUGGUCUCAGUGGAGACAUACACAUUUACGCAAUUUAUAUACAUGGAGAGGUCCCUUCGCUGAUGACCUUAUAUACUAGAACUUUAGGAUAUAAAUCCAUACAUGCUUUUGAACGUCUA